Messenger RNA from Oncorhynchus keta (chum salmon), 1092 nucleotides. RefSeq names its product guided entry of tail-anchored proteins factor 1-like. Bases 79 to 591 code for a protein of 170 amino acids. Lineage: Eukaryota; Metazoa; Chordata; Actinopteri; Salmoniformes; Salmonidae. Gene Ontology annotation, biological process: tail-anchored membrane protein insertion into ER membrane. The record is from RefSeq and is a predicted model, not a curated record. The transcript has 5 exons.
AAAAUCAGCCCGUGGUUCAGACUGGAUGUGUCUUCCAUUUAUGAUAAGCGCAGCAGCAACAAAGGUUGAUAAGAAGAAAUGGCUGACGGCUGCGCUUGGUUCCUGGUGCUGGGAUCUGUCUUUUUGUGCAAUCUCUUCAAAAUACUGUUGCCGACCAUUUCCUCUUUCCUGUCGAAGGUCCUUCAGAACGAUGUUGAGCAGGAGAGGGAUAUGAGGGCUGAGAUCCAGGAGAUGAAGAAGGAGCACAACUCCGUUAGCAUGAUGGAUGAGUUUGCCAGAUACGCCAGACUAGAGCGCAAAAUCAACAAGAUGACUGACAAGCUGAAGACACAUGUCAAGUCAAGAACUGCUCAACAAGCCAAAAUGAAAUGGAUGGUGAAUAUUGGUUUUUAUAUCCUGCAGGCUGCUCUGAUGAUCUCACUGAUUUGGAAGUAUUAUGCUGACCCAGUGACUGUUGUACCCAGUAAGUGGAUUGCCCCCCUGGAGCAGAUGGUGGCUUUCCCAUCUAGAGUAGCAGGUGGUGUUGGAAUCACAUGCUGGCUGGUGGUGUGCAACAAAGUGGUGUCUAUUGGUCUACAUGCUGUUAGCUAAGGAAUGGUAUCUUCUCAUGUCUUAUUUAUUCCCUAAAUGUUCUGAGAAUGAAGUCAGGCAGUGUUACUCAGCGCUUUGAUAUUAAAGUUUAAACCGGUACUGUUGGUAAGCACCUUUUUACAAAGCACCCCAUAUUCAAACGUUGCCUUACAUUGCCAGUGUUAUUGCACAUAUUUGACGGUCCCUCAUGUUGGCUUUGGAAUUGUAUGUUUUUCACAGGUUGCUACUCUGCGAAAUGAUUGUAAGAGCAUGUUUUAAUGAGCAUGUAUUUAAAUCUCAUUCCAACUUAUUGAGAUGAGUUGAGCAAGAAGUGUUAAAAUUGUUUAAUUGUUAUGUCAUUUUGUUAAUUUGUUAUUCAUGUUAAUUGUAGGCCUGGUAUGUGGCAACAUUUUCAAUUUGCUGAACUAAUAUCACAAAGUUUACUGUUUGGGUUUUGGAAGUGUUGAAGUAUGCAUAAGAAAAUAUGCGUACUUCAACACAAUAAAGAAUUUGAAAUCUGAA